Molecule: messenger RNA, 1222 nt
Organism: Rubroshorea leprosula
Lineage: Eukaryota; Viridiplantae; Streptophyta; Magnoliopsida; Malvales; Dipterocarpaceae
Source: the annotation of a GenBank genome assembly
GUCUCUAUAAAUUGGUUGUUCCUUCGUGGAUUUUUUGCACUCAAGCAGAGGACGAAAAAUCAACAAUCUUUGGUUCCCUCUCCUCUGUUUUUUGCUUUCUGUCACUGUAAUUCUUUUCUCCGGUGUUGUUUAUAAUGACUGAGUUAAUUAACGGGAAUCAUGCGGUUGCGUUAGAUGUUAGAGAUGGAGACGCCACCGACAACCCUCCUCCGGAGGUCACCAGAAAAGACUCCGACCUCAGUUUCUCUGUUCCUCUCUUUCAGAAGUUGAUGGCGGAGGCGGUGGGGACAUACUUCUUGAUAUUUGCCGGAUGUGGAUCGGUCGUGGUGAAUUUCGACAACAACAAGGUGGUGACACAACCGGGGAUUUCAAUUGUGUGGGGUUUGGCGGUGAUGGUCCUGGUUUACUCUGUUGGUCACAUCUCCGGUGCCCAUUUCAACCCUGCCGUCACCAUAGCUUUUGCUAGCUGCAAGAGAUUUCCUCUCAAACAAGUUCCGGUCUACAUAGCAGCUCAGGUUCUUGGAUCAACACUGGCUGCCGGAACUCUUCGAUUACUGUUCAACGGAAAACAUGAUGUUUUUUCUGGAACAUCCCCACAAGGCUCAUAUAUGCAAGCCUUUGUGAUUGAGUUCAUAAUCACAUUCUACCUCAUGUUCAUCAUUUCCGGUGUCGCCACUGAUAACAGAGCUAUUGGUGAACUAGCAGGACUGGCAGUUGGAGCUACUGUGUUGCUUAAUGUGAUGUUUGCAGGGCCAAUCACAGGAGCAUCAAUGAACCCUGCGAGGAGCUUGGGGCCUGCAAUUGCAUCAAACCACUGGGAAGGGAUAUGGAUAUAUCUAAUAGCACCUACUCUUGGGGCAGUAUCAGGAGCAUGGGUUUAUAACAUUGUGAGGUAUACAAACAAGCCAUUGCGCGAGAUCACCAAGAGUUCUUCUUUCCUCAAGAGUGCAACGCGUGUGUAGUUGUGUUAGUUAUCAUAGCUCACACAGGUCUGGUCUUUUUAUGUAAGGCUUCAAAGGUCAUGUUUGCUCCUUUUGUUUGUCGAUCAGGGAAUGAAUUAGUGAAUUAAGAUUAUGAAGCUCUUUUCCAAGUUCUGUAUAUCCACAUGAUCCAAACCACCAAUAGCGUUUUCUUCAUUUUUGCCGCGUGAAAAAUUAAAAGGAAGAUAAUUCAAUUCAACUACCAUGUGAGGGAAGAACUUCAAGAAACAUGUUAUCAAUAU